Molecule: messenger RNA, 3448 nt
Organism: Crotalus tigris (Tiger rattlesnake)
Lineage: Eukaryota; Metazoa; Chordata; Lepidosauria; Squamata; Viperidae
Gene: RBPMS
Product: RNA binding protein, mRNA processing factor
Exons: 10
Coding region: 1-861 (286 amino acids)
Molecular function (GO): mRNA binding
Source: RefSeq, a predicted model, not a curated record
AUGGGUCAGAAAGUUUCCUUGGGCAUCAUUGGCAGGUGGAUCCGAAAUUGUAUAGCGGAAGCAUACCAGUCUUCUUCUCUGCCGACUCCAAGUCAUCUCACUGCCCAUUCCACUCACAGUGCUGCAACCUCUGCGGCUUGGGCCACUCAGACAUCCAUUGAGGAGAUUUGCAUGGCUGCGAUAUGGGCCUCGCCUUCUCCAUUUGUACGUCACUACAAGAUUGACCGUUUUGCUUCGGCGGACACCUCCUUUGGCUACUUGAUCUCAAGAGAAGGCAGACAGAGAAAACCCAUUGGUGGAUUCUCCAUCUCCGUACUGAGAAAAGGCGUUCAGGUACGGACACUCUUUGUCAGUGGUCUGCCCCUGGAUAUCAAACCUCGAGAGCUCUAUCUCUUGUUCAGGCCAUUCAAGGGGUAUGAAGGUUCUCUUAUUAAACUCACUUCAAAGCAGCCUGUAGGUUUCGUUAGCUUUGAUAGUCGCUCAGAAGCAGAAGCUGCUAAGAAUGCCUUGAAUGGAAUUCGUUUUGACCCAGAAAUCCCUCAGACGCUCCGACUAGAGUUUGCAAAGGCCAAUACGAAGAUGGCUAAGAGCAAAUUAGUGGGAACUCCUAAUCCCAGCACUCCUGCUACCCCCAAUGCAGUACCUCAGUUCAUUACCAGAGAGCCAUAUGAACUCACAGUGCCUGCACUUUACCCCAGUAGCCCUGAAGUGUGGGCGCCGUACCCUCUCUACCCAGCGGAGUUAGCACCUGCUCUACCUCCGCCUGCUUUCACCUACCCUGCUUCACUGCAUGCCCAGAUCCGCUGGCUCCCUCCCUCAGAGGCUACUUCUCAGGGCUGGAAGUCCCGUCAGUUCUGCUGAAUCCUGUGUAUCAGGUGUGUGAUGGCGGCUACACUCUGUCUUGUGGGUAUUAAUGCAUUCUUCCAAAGUCGCUACUGGGGUCUUACCUUCAUCUUCCAAAUUGCAGUGUGGUCGGCUUAAAAAAAAACAAAACCCUCACACGAGCGUGGAUUCCUUCAAGACUUUGCCACAGCCUCUAUCACACAUCUUCUUAAAAAUAAAAUAGAAAGUAUUGAAUAAUAAUGGUAAUGAUAAAAACGCCAAAUCCAGUCUAAAAACAUCUGGUUGACUAUGCGAUGAACCAUAAUAAUAAUAAUAUGUUCUUCUACAUUGUAUAAAAGCUUAAGAGUUUCAAUUCUAUAAGCAUGAAUGAAUUUCUGGUUUGAAAAAAUUAUUUUCAAGCAGAGCAGCAAAUAAGUAUUUUUUUAUACCAAGCAUUUUAAGUAAGAAGACUUUACUUUCGGCGGAAGAACUGAUUACUGUAUAUGUUUGACUUUUAAAUAUGUGUAAUCUCCUUUUCCUACCCUUUUAAGAUGCAUGUUCAAGGCAUGUUUUUAAAUCUGGUUCAGAUUUUUUAAAAAGUGUAUUGUUUGAAAUGCACAGACAUUUUGGUUAUCAGGUUUUGGUGCCUGAGAUGGUGUGUUUUAACUAUAUGAAGUGUAUUCUUGUAGUACUUAUUUUUAUGUUUUGCCUAAUUGUGCCAAAUUAUAUUGAGCAAGACAAUCAGCAAUAUAAUAGCUUUUUCAUGAUUGUAACAGUUGGUGCGCUGUACAUUAGCGGUGCCUGAUCGCUAGUUCCUGCUGUAUUUUUUCCCCCUCUAUAUUUGGAUACGCAAUUGCGUGGGAAUAAGUAGUACACAGUAGAAAGUAGAAAGGAUAUUAUGAAUGAAAAUGUGCAGUCAUAAUUAUGAACAUUUCUGCAACUGUGUCUAUCAUAGUAUACCACUUCUCUUCAGAUAAAUAUAUCUCAUGCAACUGUGUGUAUUAUUUGGAAAAAGGAAAAAAAAGCCUGGUAUUUGUGAGAACCCAUCCUGGAUGGCAAAGCUGCCCAGGAAGUUAUGUAUUCUAAAUCAAGUUUCUAACACAUACCAUCUACUUUUAUAAGAACGUAUACACCGUGUGUGUAUGUAUGUGUAUCUUUGGAAGGUAGGUUAGUUUUGUGUUUUUUUGUUCUAGAUGUAAAGCAAAUUGUUGUUAAACAUAUUCUUGGGGAAGGUAAGAGGUGAUUGGAGCACUGAUCCAGAAAACUGAACUUCAGUUGUUGAUCCCAGCACCUCAUGCCUAUAAAAAAUGCCAAAGUUGUUUUUUUUUUCUGAAUCUGGUUCUAAUGAAAUGGCCACCUUUGGGGCAUUUGGCUUGCCAGCUAUUCUUGUUUUUUCCCAGGUAAUCUCAGUAGCUGGCAUAUGUAGUCAGCCCCAAAUCUAUGCACUGGUUCCAGAUAGUGGUUUUUGAGGUGGCAGCAGUAGCAGCCCCAGGUAAAGAAUUGCCUUCAGGGCCUGAACUUCCUGCUGCCCAUUUUUAAAUAACUUUUCAGCUUCACCUACUGUAAAUCUGGGCUCUUGGGAAAAAAAGAGAAGAAAAGAUAAAGCUGCCUCUCUAGGAACAAAGCAAUACUGGGAAUGGUUUCAGGCACAACCUGCCAAGGAAAAGCUGCUUCAAACUUUCCACUUUCUUGAAGUUUAUCUUUAGGAGCCAGAUAAUGGCUAUAGACAUAUGACAUUACCCAGUCUGGUUGGACUUUAGUGCUGCAAUGGGACUCUAGAACCGCUUUUUUUUUUUUUAAAGGUUGCUUUCUUUCUAUUGAAGAGAAAAAAAAACUCUCCCAUAGAUCAGCUUUAGCUCAGGUGUGACUCACAAAUUCAGCUGUAGCCAAAGGCUGCACCUCUUAGAAGCUAAUGACCUGAAUUAUUAAAGUUUUUCUAAUCUGCUUCCUGUUUCCACUUUACGUGGAUAUGUGGUCUGUUGAAUUGAAUAGGGCUUGCUUCUGGGUGCAUAAGAGUGCACCCUGCAGUUCUUUGGGCAGCUAGGAAUGCAGUUACCUAGGGCAUAGUAUAGCCCAUAGUAUAGCUCUGCUAGCCCAGAGAUUUUACAAUAGUGAUUCUGCUGGCUUGCUCAGUAGAGAAGCCCAUAGGGUUAAGUAGGAUCAAAUUUUCAUGAAGCAGCCUCUCUGCCAGGAUUAUUAUCGCUUAUCCUGAAAUAAGAUAAAUUAUUUUGUAAGAAAUAUAAAUUAUACAUCAAAAAUGUAAUUGCAAGGGGGUUGCUUGGCAUGUCCUCCUCUCAAUGUGAUGCAGCUGCUACUCCUGAGAGUUGUACUCUGAACACAUCAGAAGAGUCCCAGGUUGGAACUGAAAAAUGCCCAUUAUUAAGCAAACAAUAUGGAUAAAUUGAACAAAUUUAAAAUGUAACUGUAGGUGGUUAAACAACCCUAAAAAUAUUUGUGCUGGAUUGUUUCACAAAACAUUUGACUUUUUCUCUACGGCCUUUUACUGGCAGUGACUGAAUUAUACAAUGCUUCCAAUUUGUCUGAUUUUUUUAAAAGAAAAAAAAUUGUUCAAAGAUACUUUUCUAUUAUAAUUUUCUAAAAAUAAAAGUAAUGAAUAAAAUAAAAA